Messenger RNA from Dentiscutata erythropus, 345 nucleotides. Lineage: Eukaryota; Fungi; Glomeromycota; Glomeromycetes; Diversisporales; Gigasporaceae. The record is from the annotation of a GenBank genome assembly.
AUAAAUUUGAAAAUAUAGCUAAUUUAACAAUUCAUUUAUAUGAAGAUGCUAUUUUAGAAUAUAAAGAAGAAAGAUCAAUGAAAGAUUUACAGCUUGUAGAUUUUAAACAAACAGAAUUACACUCAUUUAAUAAUUAUGCUAAUGCUCUUAAAAUAAUUAUUAAGGUUCCUUCACUUAAUAAUUAUUUAAAACAAAAUGUAAUUCCAAUAAUUACAGAUUGGCUAGGACAAUUAUUUAUUAAAAAAAUUAUUACAUAUUUAAAAAUCCAACAAUCAGCAGCAAAUAUUCUACAAGUUUAUAAAAAUUUUUAUCCAAUUAUUGGUCCUCUUCAUGUUGUAUUAAAUA